AUACCAUGGAUACACAGGAGGAAAGUGUUGUAGCUGAAGUGGCUGUUAAUACUCAACAGAACAAUGUCAACAGCUUUGAUUGUAAAUCGGAAGAAGCAUCCGUAGCAGAUGUAGAUCCUGGUAAGGAAGGUUCAUUGUCUGGAUGUAGUGAUGAUGCCACUGAAGCACCUAUGAAUAAUAACGAUGGAACGCAGACCUCUUCCUCAGCAGCUGGAAUCCCUAGGAUUGAAGAAAAGCCUGGCUCCUGUCAGCCUUGUGAAGUACAGCCAGAAGAACAAAUGGAACUGGGUGAAACUUUGCAUUUUGAAAACCAUACAGUGGCUAUGCAUAAUGGAAAUCCUGGGGAGUCUCCACAUGUAUCAGUCUGUAUUCCACAAGCUUCUGGUAAAAUUCUGUCUGUAUCUCAUGAUGAAUUGGAGGAAAGUUCUUCAGGAGACUCCUCUUCUGACAGUGAAUCAGAUUCAUCUUCUUCCACAUCAUCUUCGUCAUCCUCCACUUCCCUGUUUAUAAUGCUUAGAGCGGACGAGGAGGAACCUCUGGAAAACAGCGAAGCACCUUUGAAAACUAAAGAUGAGCUUCUUUUAGAGGAGUUGCCUGCAGUUGAAGAACUGGCCAUAAACCUACCAGAUGAUGUUGAAAUAAAACCAUUUGGAAAGGUUUCCAGCAUCAUUGAUCAGCUAGUGAUUGUUGAAUCAUUACAUGACAUUCCACCACUAAAUGAGGACACUGUUGUUUUUAAUGGGAAUCGACUUGCUGUUGGGAAGAUAUUUGAGAUAUUUGGACCAGUUCCACAUCCAUUUUAUGUGCUUCGUUUUAAUUCAAAGGAUCAUGUUGAACGCACAGGAGUUGAGAUAAAGGAUACCUUGUACUUUGCUCCAGCUGUUAAAGACUUCACACAGUAUAUCAUACCAGAUGCUUUGAAAAGAGAAAAGGGGUCUGAUGCUUCCUGGACGAAUGAUCAAGAACCACCAGCAGAGGCACUAGAUUACAGUGAUGAUGAAAAGGAAAAAGAAGCAAAGCAGAAGAAGAAAUCCCAAAAUGCAGGGAAAAAGAAGCAGAAAGCAGAAAAUGAAAAAUCAUCAGCCUCUUCCCAAGAGUCUAACCAGUUUUAUAGGGGCCAGAAGUUUUCAAGACCUUACUCAAGAAAUGUUUCUGCACCACGCUUCUCAAAUGGGCGAGGAUCUCACAUGCAAGAAAAUACAUUCAGACAACGUCAAGAGCCAUACUUUCCACCACACUAUCAAGGACAACAUAUGAUGCACCAGCCCUAUGCCUACCACAGUACUAGUCCUCCGGAUUAUUCUGUGACAUAUGCAAACAAUGGUCACCAGCCUCCACAACCCCCUUUCUAUGAACACUAUCAAAAUAUGCAGCAUUUUCCUGCGUCUCCUUUUCCACCUCCCCACAUGAUUUGGCCUGAACAAAACAUGCAUUUUCCCUAUAUGCAAAAUUACUGUCUGCCCCCACCACCACCACCACCUCCUCCUCCUCCUGCUCCUUAUCCGAUCCAGGGAGAUCCAAACUGUUCUAACAGGAAUCAUUCCUGACCUGGAAUGUGCUCAGUGUUUGUCAACUGCCUUUAAUAGCAA
Molecule: messenger RNA, 1589 nt
Organism: Nanorana parkeri
Lineage: Eukaryota; Metazoa; Chordata; Amphibia; Anura; Dicroglossidae
Gene: NAF1
Product: nuclear assembly factor 1 ribonucleoprotein
Exons: 8
Coding region: 6-1547 (513 amino acids)
Biological process (GO): pseudouridine synthesis; ribosome biogenesis; box H/ACA snoRNP assembly
Cellular component (GO): sno(s)RNA-containing ribonucleoprotein complex
Molecular function (GO): RNA binding
Source: RefSeq, a predicted model, not a curated record